Molecule: messenger RNA, 966 nt
Organism: Tachyglossus aculeatus (Australian echidna)
Lineage: Eukaryota; Metazoa; Chordata; Mammalia; Monotremata; Tachyglossidae
Product: olfactory receptor 9I1-like
Exons: 1
Coding region: 1-966 (321 amino acids)
Biological process (GO): sensory perception of smell; G protein-coupled receptor signaling pathway
Cellular component (GO): membrane
Molecular function (GO): odorant binding; G protein-coupled receptor activity; olfactory receptor activity
Source: RefSeq, a predicted model, not a curated record
AUGGCCGAGAACGGGACUGAAGGGACCGAGUUUCUCCUAACGGGUUUCCCCAGGCAGCUGGAACUGCAGAGGGUCCUUUUCUGGGUAUUCCUGGUAUUUUACCUCCUCACCCUGGGAGGCAACCUGGGUAUAUUCGGGCUCAUCCAGGUGGACACCCAUCUCCAGACACCCAUGUACUUCUUUCUCUGCCACCUCUCCCUCCUCGACGCCUGCUACUCUUCGGUCACCGUCCCUCAGAUGCUGGUGGCCCUGAGUUCCGGCGGCGCGUCCGUCACAUCUGGGCAAUGUGCGGCCCAGUUCUUCCUCUUCACGCUGUUUGGCACCACUGAGUGCUUCCUCCUCGCGGUCAUGGCCUAUGACCGCUAUGUGGCCGUGUGCCACCCCCUCCUCUACGUUGCCAUCAUGACCCCCCGGGCCCGCUGGGGUCUGGUGUCCGGGGCUUAUGCAGGGGGACAGCUCACCAGCACGAUCCGCACGGGCUGCACCUUCUCUCUCUCCUUCUGUAAGUCUCGCCACGUGGACUUCUUCUUCUGUGACCUCCCGCCCUUGUUGAAGCUGUCGUGCACUGACACCAAGGCCCAAGAGCUGGCCAUCUACCUUGUAGCUUUCUUCGUCAUCAUGACCACCAUGGUGGUGAUCCUGGUCUCCUAUCUGUUCAUCAUCAAGGCCAUCCUGUGCAUCCGUUCGGCCGGCGGGAGGGCCAAGACCUUCUCUACCUGUGGCUCUCACAUGACUGCAGUGGCUCUGUUCUUUGGGACUAUCACCUUCAUGUACCUGAAAGGCAGUAUGGGUCAGGCCCUGGAGGUGGACAAGGUGGUAUCUGUGUUCUACACCGUGGUCAUCCCCAUGCUUAACCCCAUGAUCUACAGUCUGAGGAACAAAGAGGUGAAGGAGGCCCUCAGGAAAAUUCUUCACAGGACCAAGUUCAUGAAAGGCCAUAAAAGGUCAACUCCUACUCUCUCCUAG